Auxenochlorella protothecoides is the source of this 198-nucleotide messenger RNA. RefSeq lists its product as hypothetical. The transcript has a single exon. The record is from RefSeq and is a predicted model, not a curated record. Bases 1 to 198 code for a protein of 65 amino acids. Lineage: Eukaryota; Viridiplantae; Chlorophyta; Trebouxiophyceae; Chlorellales; Chlorellaceae.
AUGAGGGGGUUUUCCUCCACCCUGGACGCACCCUCCAUGCUGGGCCGGCACCCCGCAUCCUCGCUGCUCGCCGCCUCGACAGAGAUCCGGGAGUGGGGAGGUGAUGCCGCCUCGACGCGGGACCUUUUGAUCAAUGCGGGUCCCGGAACGCCUACAUCAUGCGUGCUGGUUCUUUUAGUGUCCUCUGUUAUUGCCUGA